This is a messenger RNA of Alosa sapidissima (American shad), 4362 nucleotides long. RefSeq names its product retinol dehydrogenase 5 (11-cis/9-cis) (gene rdh5). Lineage: Eukaryota; Metazoa; Chordata; Actinopteri; Clupeiformes; Clupeidae. The coding region runs from base 2546 to 3550 and encodes 334 amino acids. Gene Ontology annotation, molecular function: oxidoreductase activity. The record is from RefSeq and is a predicted model, not a curated record. The transcript has 6 exons.
UUUGUGGGAACAGCUGCAGUGGUAACUACGGUAGUUAGAGUUUUGGUGAGACCUGUUUAAAUAUGAAUGAUUCAAAACCACAGACAGAUGUAGUAAAAUUGAGCUGUAGACUUCUGUAGCUGCUCUCUUAUAGCACUUCUUAACUGAUGUAAGUUCAUGGGCUAAGCCUAUUUUCAGUGUUCGGGGAAGUGGAGUAACCUUGGGUCACCUAGGCACCCACUGCACAAUAUUACUAUUGUAGCUACUAUAUAGACAUUCAGUACUUUAUUACAAGUGAUUUGCGUGCUGUAUACUAUAAUAAGAUGUUAUGUAAAUACUAUUUGUUUGAGAUAGGGAGUGACUUUUCAAUUAGGAUUAAGACCAGCCUUUAUUCAGUCACCUGCAGAACAAUGGGGUCUUCCAUGGGGAAAUAGGAUUAUUAGCUUCCAGGAGCCCUCUCUGUGAAGAGCCUUAGUACUACGUAGUUAAUCACACACACACACACACACAAACACAUUGACAUAUACAUACCGGUACUCAGAUGUAGUUGAUUUCCAUAAAGUCGACAGAUUGAGAAUUGCAAAAUGUAUCGUUUUUGUUUGAACUAAAGUAUUUCUACUAUAUAAAUGAAUGACCUGAAUCGGUUCUUCCUGAUGCAUAGACCAUGCUUACAUAAAGUAUGCUUAAUUGUUUAGGCGCAAAAUGUCUAGCUAGCGAUUACUGAAUGGCCCUGUCAUGUGAGUUUUGUUUUGAGCCAAAGCACUUCAGCACAGCCUCCAUGUAAGGCUGCUGUACGCCACACUACUUGGCCCUGUAAAGCGAGCUGAAGUUACAUCACCCAGCACAUGGCAGCUCAGUUGUCUCUCACUCACUUAGCUUCUGACAAAGUUCAGGUUUGGUAACAACGCUUUAGCUGCUUUGUGGGUCUUCCUCAUAGUCUGUGUUUUACUGAACGCCUCCCUCCAUUCAGUGGUGUAUUAGGGCAUCUGUUAAUGUAACUCUAUUCUUCCUGUGACCUAAGCCCUCUUUAUCAAUGACGAAUGCAGUGUUUUGAACGAAUGACCAUAAUAAGUCAAUUGCGUUCAUAAUAUGAGUGAAUUAACAUGGACACAAGUAUCCUGGUUAUGGUGAUUGAUGUGAUAUGGUGUUUAGAACAUGAUGUUUAGGGAACAGAAACCUGGCUUUGCAGGUCAUAUAAUCAGAUCGUACAGUCAGCACACAGCAGCUCAUUUGCUCCUUUGUCAGGGACAGUGUUUCAAGCAUCUAACAGUUACCAGCAAUACUGCUUGUGCAACACAGACAUUAUUCUGUGGCUGGUCAGGCUAUUUACCACUUACACACAAUACUACUAGCAUAGCACAGACAUGUGGCUGGUCACAGUAUCUGUCUCCACAAUUUUAUCCGAAGUUAUGAAAUGAAAAUGAAAAAAAGCUGUUAGUUCCUGUGUCAGAACAGGGUUAAUACAGUCCAGAUGGUGAAAAAAUUAUGACUAAUCUAAUUGCACUGAUGUGCCCUGUGAAAGACGCCUGUAGUGACUUUGCCGUCUACCUUCUGAAUUUUCUCACUGGACUCUCCUUACUCUAACUCUAUGUGUGUUUGUCCCAAACUCUUUUGCCAGAUCAGUUCUGUAUAUGGACCAGGUCUGGGCCAAGUCCUUCCCAUAAUCGGCAGCCAUGAUUUUGAUGACUUAUGAUUUAUGAUCGACAACUUUGUUAUAGGAUCCCCAGUAGCUAAUGUAGAACAUCAGCUACCGGGCCCCGCACAAAACAUAAAAACAUGACAACAGAUAUAACACUUACAGAAAAAGACAACCUGAAAUAAACAUCUGGGUUAAACAUGUGUGUCUAUAGAGGAAUAUCAUGUUCUAGCUCUCAGAGCUCAACACAGUUUAACAUGACGGAUUCAAGACUUAACACAAUAGCAUCGGUGUGUAGAUACUAUUGCUGACAAGCACAUGUUUGGUGAGAGAAUGUUUCGGCAGGGAUGGGAAUCAUCGGGAGGUCAAUACUGACUGGCUAGGGAAGCAUUAGUGUUGGACUUUUUCACAGCGUACAAAUAAGACAGAUAAACCAUGUGCUGAGGAUUUUACAAAGCAAAUAUAUUUGUACACUGAUACAUAGAUAUCAUGGUAUCCUGCUCCUUAAGUUUGCUAUAGUCUUCAGUGUUAUAUAGCACCCAGUAUAUAUAACACACACACACUCACACAGAGAAAUGUGUGUGUUAUGUAUUUUCUCGAGAUAAUGGCGUGUAAUACUGUUACAUAAAACAGUUGGAUUCAUGCACUGUGAAUGGACACAGGGUUUUCCCUCUCUCUCUCUCUCAGACACACACACACACACGCACUAACACACAGAUUGCAGAUUACGAAUUGUGGACUUGUCUUAAAGGAUAAAGUGAAAGGAUAAAGCUUUCUCCGCAGCAGUGCUGUACACACACAGGCUCAUUCAGGCAGCAAAGGGCCACAGCGUGAGUGUGAGGGGGUGAGGGCCACAAAGACCAGCCACCGCGGAGAAGGGAACAGGUAUCUGAAGAGACACCAGCAACACACCACCACCUCAGCUUCAGCAUGGAUGCAAUGUGGGGUGUGUACGACUUUUUGAGCACGGAUGACAUGUGGAUGUAUGUGGCGGGGGCGGUGGUUGUCAUCUGGAUGGCGGUCUGGUUUUACUUGGACAGCAUGGAGGUGGACAGGAUCAAUGAGAAGUACGUGUUUGUGACGGGCUGUGAUUCGGGCUUCGGGAACAUGCUGUGCAAGCGACUGGACCGGAAAGGGUUCCGCGUUCUGGCCGGCUGCCUCACAGAGAAGGGGGCGGACGACCUGAAGAGGGCGACAGGGCCGUACCUCAAGACUUGUUUGCUGGACAUCACCAGCACCGAGAGCAUCCAGAAGGCCUUCGAGUGGACCAAGAAGGAGGUCGGCGAUAAAGGCCUGUGGGGCAUAGUGAAUAAUGCAGGGCGGUCUCUGCCCAUGGGCCCCUCAGAGUGGAUGACGAUUGACGACUACCAGAGCACGCUCAAGGUCAACAUGAUCGGCUGUAUUGAGAUGACCAUAAACUUCCUGCCUCUGAUCAAGCAGGCCAGGGGACGCAUUGUGAACGUGGCAUCUGUGCUGGGCAGGGUGGCAGCUAAUGGUGGCGGCUACUGCAUCUCUAAGUUCGGUGUAGAGUCUUUCUCUGACACCCUUAGGAGGGACAUCCACUAUUUUGGAAUCAAAGUGUGCAUCAUUGAGCCGGGUUUCUUUAAGACCCAGGUGACAAGCCUCGACCCCAUCGAGAGAGAGCUCACACGCCUAUGGAACAAUCUCACACCUGAGGUCCGUGCCAGCUAUGGGGAGAAAUACCUCGACAAGUACAUCAAGAUGCAGCGGCUGAUUAUGAACGCUGUGUGCGACGCUGACCUGAGCAAAGUCACCAACUGCAUGGAGCACGCGUUAACCUCUGCUUACCCGCGCACCCGCUACAGCGCCGGCUGGGAUGCCAAGUUUGUGUGGAUUCCCCUCUCCUACAUGCCCUCCUGUGUGGUGGACAUCGGCCUCAAACUGGUGCUUCCACGGCCUGCCAAGAGCGUGUAGGGUUGCCAGUAGCGUGUUUUAGGUGUACUGAACACAGGUAGGGGUACAGAAUCGAAGUGUUUGCGUGAGGAGAAAACCAUUUGCCAGUAAAAUAUUGUAUAUUUAUGUGUGAAGAAACGCUGCCUGUGAAUUACUGUAAUGUUGUUGCCUUAUUAUUUGUGAUGCAGUAAAAAAAGUAAUGUCGACUCGAGGCCUUCCUGGUCACCUCUGUGUGAAAAGGCUGUACUGUAGUUGUUGGAUUGGGAGCAUUUGGUUUGCAGUGGGUGAAGAGAACCUGUGAAUGACUAGAGAGAGACCCAGAGUGCAGUGGGCUACGUGAUGGAUCUGGACCCAAACAAGUCUGGUUCUGGCCCAAAAUGGCUUCGGAAUCCAGGCUGAAUCUGGGCCAGACAUGUCCCAGUGUCCGGUGCCAUGUGAAGAUGUCCACAGUGCUUCUUUAAUCAAAUUUCACUCCCUCCAGGAUUUUGUGAUUCAAUGCUUUCCUGCAAUUGUAACAGCAGUUUUAUUUUAUUACUGCAAUAGUUUCACAAAAAACAGUCAUGUAAAUUCGGCAUUAUCUUGUGAUUUGAUUUUUAUAAAACUCAGAAUCACCGCAGCUUUAACUGCAAAUUUUGAGGAUUCAGGCAGCAAAUUCAGUCACAUUUAGCCACAACAAUCACAAAGCAGCAAGACCAAGAUCCUGGUGGGACUGUGUUAGACAGUGAAGCUGGCACGGAUCAGGGAUAGGCUAUUAUCUGCUGCUGAUUAACUGAUUUAUUAAUGUGUAUUUUCUAAAACCACUCACUGUGAACACUGCAUUUGUGAACUUUACA